Messenger RNA from Fusarium keratoplasticum, 936 nucleotides. Its product is annotated as BZIP domain-containing protein. Lineage: Eukaryota; Fungi; Ascomycota; Sordariomycetes; Hypocreales; Nectriaceae. Bases 1 to 936 code for a protein of 311 amino acids. The transcript has 2 exons. Gene Ontology annotation, molecular function: RNA polymerase II cis-regulatory region sequence-specific DNA binding; DNA-binding transcription factor activity, RNA polymerase II-specific. Gene Ontology annotation, biological process: regulation of transcription by RNA polymerase II. The record is from RefSeq and is a predicted model, not a curated record.
AUGAGCAACAGCAGCAACUUUGCAGACGAGUCCAACCAGUUUGGCAACAACUACAUGUUGGCUGCCACGGACGACGCGAACAUCGACCCCAUGCUCAACGCGUGCACGACCGAGGACCCGAUCCCAAACCCCUCCAGGCCCAUGGAUACUCAGUUCAUGAUGAAUCCUGCCAUGUGGAAUCCAGCCCUGAACAACCCCGUUGGCUUCUUUCCACCUGGGCUGUCGACCGUGAUACCGACAACCUCCACGGAUAGUCCGAGACCCCCGACCGAGGCGCAGUCAUCGCCUGGAACCACAUCAAGCGAACCGGUUUUCGAGACAUCACGUACCUCGAGCAAGUCUUCCAUACCAUCUAUCAACUCGAUUGCGAGCGAGACGAAUACCAAGGCUCGGAAGAGCACAAGGAGCACCAACUCGCACCGUCGACGAGCAUCAGCCGCAUCUCCGCCACGCCGACCAAGAGCUGCAAAAGAACCAGUUGUCGAAGAAGAUGAAGAAGAGGAAGGUAUGGAUGGCGACCAGUCGUCAAAAAGGAGCAAGUUUUUGAAGCGCAACAGGAUAGCUGCGUCCAAGUGCCGACAGAAGAAAAAGGAGUGGGUGAAUAACUUGGAGGAGACGAGACAUGGACUGGAGCAUCAACACUCGACCCUCCAGACAGAAUACAACGAUCUCCUCGGGGAAGUGAGCAAGAUGAAGAACCAACUGAUGCAGCAUGCUGGUUGCAACGACUCCAACAUCAACCAGUGGAUAGAGAAUGAGGCGAGAAAGUUUGUUCAACGGACGGCAGUCGAGUACCAAACGGGCCAGGGGCAUUGUAAUGGUAUCAACUGCUGCCACAAUCACCAUCGUCGGAGUUCAAGUGUCAUGACAAAUAUACCGAAAUCGACAGAAUCGGAGAUCAACUAUGACCACAUGCCCGACGAUAUGUUGGAUUAA